AUGCCGGGUGUGCUACCGAGUGUUCGUCAAGGGGGUUCUGACGCUGUGGUGCCGGGCAUCUUUGCUGAGAUUUUGAGCCGAUCAGGCGAGGCCAGCGGUUGCGGGCGAACCCGAAUGGUCAUCGCGGGCGCGUUGAAAAACCCGAGUGAAACAGGGGUUUUAAGCAGGGGAGAUGGGGAAUGUUACAGCCCGCUCUUUGGGGUCCCGGGCCGCUUAGUUGGGAUGACGCACUGUCUGCAGCCCGCUUCCAUGUUGCAGAUUUUAGUUGUAAAGGAAAUCCACGGCACUUUCACAAUGGAAACUUUGCAUGGCGCCUCGGAGCUGCCCGAAGUCCUCUCGAGACCUGAUGGGAAUACUGUACCGGUAAACCGAAUACCAUAUGCUUGUAUCAAUACCGAAGACUUUACCAGCGGAGCAUCUGCUAUACUUCGCUGCAAUUGCGAACGAAACAUGUUCAACUGA
This is a messenger RNA of Neurospora crassa OR74A, 462 nucleotides long. RefSeq lists its product as hypothetical. Lineage: Eukaryota; Fungi; Ascomycota; Sordariomycetes; Sordariales; Sordariaceae. The transcript is spliced from 5 exons. The record is from RefSeq and is a predicted model, not a curated record. Bases 1 to 462 code for a protein of 153 amino acids.